UGUUUGUCGGUGUCCAUGAAUUCAGCUGCAGUUUUGGGAAGAGAUCUCAGCCUUUGGAGUCCUGCAGGAGAAGGACGCUCCUCAGGGUGCCCCUCCUCUGGGGAGCACAUCUGAGUGCCAAAGAUCCCACACCCCUGUGGAUCAGAUGUCGUGAACCGUUUCUGGGCUGAGCUGUUUUUUCAGUGCCUCAGGAAGCAUGGAGCACCAAGUGUCCAUCAUGUCCGACUGGGUGCUCCUCGGGCUGAUUGCGGCACUCGUCACACUGCUGCUGCUGACUGUCUUUGGUUUUGUUGUCUACUCGGGGCUCUUCACAGAGGUGGUUGUGAGUGCUGGCUCCCCACCCGUCAGCAACAUCACACUGGCCUACAAGUUCAGGGUUGGCCCGUAUGGCGAGUCCGGGCAGCUCUUCACAGAUGGCUGCAGCAUCUCUUCAAAGCUCUACUCCAUCGGCGUCUACUAUGAUAACCCUCACACGGUGUCUCCAGAGAAGUGCCGCUUCGCCAUCGGCCGAAUCCUGAGCGAGGGAGAUGCAAAGCCGUCAGAAGAUCAGAUCAAACAGUUCCAGAAGUAUGGCUUCAAGAUCUUUUCCUUCCCAGCUCCCAGCCAUGUGGUCAUGGCGACCUUCCCAUUCACUACACCGUUGUCCAUCCAUCUAGCAGUCAACCGUGUCCAUCCAGCCCUUGACACCUACAUCAAGGAGAGGAAGCUGUGUGCCCACCCGCGGAUCGAGAUCUACAAGGAGGACCGCAUCUACUUUGUGUGUCCCCUCGCUCGCCAAGGGGACUUCUACGUGCCUGAAAUGAAGGAGCUGGAGAGGAAGAGCAGGGCUGCUGCAGCUGAGACCGAGGAUGCCCAGACAGACAUCACAGGGGCUGACACCACGAGUGAAACAAGCUCCAUCAGCAUAGAGGCCACAACCGACAGCAGAGACACCUCUGUGGCCACCUCCAUCCUGCUGCCCUUCCCCGCCAGCCGGGGCCGGGAGGAGGCCGACAACCGCAGCGAGCACAGCUACAGCGAGUCCGGAGCCAGCGGCUCCUCCUUCGAGGAGCUGGACCUGGAGGUGGCUGGGGAUGGAGAGGGAGCCCAGGGCCUGCUGCCCGACACGGGCUACGGGGGCAACCAGCAGGUCACAGACAAGUGGACCAAGGAGCCCGUUGCUGCCGAGAGAGGAGAAGAGUGAGGGGAAGACCUGGCUGCCUUGCCUCCCACCGGCGUCUGACUUACUGGGAACCGGUUGCCUUUCCCACCUCCUUCCUCUCCAGAUGAGAUUUUGGUCGCUGAUUCCCCCGGGACCCUCUCUCCCUCUUUGCACAAAGGGUGUUUGACCAUUCCACAGGGAGGUGGGGGUCUCCUGCAGCGCUCAGUGCUGCGGGCUGGGGCAGGCUGGGGAGGGGCAGCCACAUGCAUUUGCCGUUUGUGUGUCUUGCAAAUUCCUCGCAGGUGUCUCGGGAGGUGGUGGUGGGUGGCAGAGGUGUCCCCACCUCGUUUCUGCCAGUGCCACCACUCUCACCCUCAGCUUCUCUCUGCCUCACCGCCGUGUGUUUUCUAGCACCAAAGAGCCGUGAGUAGGGUCAGUUGGGUUUGUUGCCCUGUUCUCUUCCCCUUGCUGAACAAUUGAAACAGCCUGUGUAAAACCUGGUCCUCCUGGCACUGCCACGGGCGCUUUUGGGGUCUGUAAUAAAGUGGAUGCUUUUCCUCA
Messenger RNA from Colius striatus (speckled mousebird), 1702 nucleotides. RefSeq names its product testis expressed 264, ER-phagy receptor (gene TEX264). The coding region runs from base 197 to 1183 and encodes 328 amino acids. Gene Ontology annotation, cellular component: replication fork; autophagosome membrane; nucleus. NCBI's taxonomy places the organism in Eukaryota, Metazoa, Chordata, Aves, Coliiformes, Coliidae. The transcript is spliced from 6 exons. Gene Ontology annotation, biological process: reticulophagy; protein-DNA covalent cross-linking repair. The record is from RefSeq and is a predicted model, not a curated record.